UACAUUUUAUGACUGUAUUAGCUCUUGGUCUGGAUCGGCUACAGGCAUGCUUUUUAAUCUUUAUUUGUUCGAGAAUUUAUGACUUUAUUAAACAAGUUUGGAAGAGGAGUAGUUCGACUUCUUAAAUUGGGAUAUAACUCUUAAAUAGUCAUUAUGUCCUCAGGCUUACACUUGAAAGGAUAUAAAGUCAAAUAUUUUGAAUGAUUCUGCAGAUGUUUGAAACUUGACGGAAUUUGUUUUACUGGAGGAUAGUCAAAUCAAACCAAAUAAAAUGGUUUGUAAUUAUGGACAAUUGGCUCUGGGGUGAUUGGGACUAUUGACUUUGUCCCACCUGAUUUAAGAUUUGUUUGCGAAAUGUUGAUAAAGUGUGACCAAAGUUUACACUGGCUGGAGACAUAAAACAGAAAAGGACAAACUGAAAAUUGAAUAUGAUGUCCAUUGUCUAUGCUGGAUGUCAUUUACGCGCAAGUUGUGAUCAUAGAAUCAUUGUACCUUGAUUCAUCAUUUGCAGAAAUGAUAUCUUUCUGCAGUUCUUAUAGUUGGAACUUUGAUAGGAGAACCUAAUUGAUCAUGACAUUGUAGGGGCAUUCUUGGAUGGCUGUAAGAAUGGACAACAUGGCCAAGAAGUGUCGGAAUAUCUUCAUUGUUCAUGAAAUUGUGUGUGCUGAUUGAUAAACAAUUCAAAGCUCCAUGAGCAUAAGCACAAGCUUUUUUUAUGAAACCUUCCCACAUACAUAAAAAAUAUGUUUUGUAUUUGACAUGAUUUAAUGGGACAUUUACAUCUGGAGCCACUUGUAGAGCUAUCAAGAGCCACAUUGAUCUCAAAUAGUACUCUUGGACUUGAAGAACUAUUGGUGUAGUGAUUAUGUUUGGUUUGUCAAAGACCUCUGUUGUCCUGGUGCCAGUUUCUUUGCUGUUGUGCUUGCAAUAUUUCCCUGGAGUUCUCCAACCUUUGGUUGUCCUGGAGGCACUGCAGAAGGUGUGUUUUGCAGUAUUGCGGAUACUCUGGAAGGUUCUUAGUGCUUGGCUCGUCACCAGCUUUUUGGUGUAUGCAAUGGUAUCUUGCUCAGAGAAGUUAGAAUCACAGACUUCUGAGAGCACCUACAAUGAAUACGAUGACAGUGCGAUUACAGACAUGAGUGAGGAGGGGACGUCGUCGCCGAGCCCCCUCAUCAACCUGGAGAUGGACGAGGGCGUGGAAGCCUUGAUGACCAUGGACUUCAUUCCUAGUACCCAAAGCAACCCCGGUAUGGCCUUUUCUGUUCCUGUCAUCAACGGUUCCGAAGAGAACUUUGAGGACUUUGGCGAGAACGAUGCAGGCAUCGAGCUGGAAGUCCAGGAUGCCAGCAGCCUCUCUGAUUCGGCAGAGACGGCCAUCACCGACAGACAGACCCCGACGAAUUUACUAAAUGGCUUGUCUCCUUAUGAAAGUCGGAAGCCGUACAUGUCCAAGAAGGAUGUGUGGUCACACAUUCAUCAUAACCAUCAUCAUAAAUGCAUUCAUUGCAAUGGAUACAUUUAUAGCCCUUCAAAAAGAGUUUCAUCCAGUGACGUAGCAAGUCAGUUGUAUCGAUCUUCGUCAUCACACAAUAUACCUAAAGGAGCAAUAGAGGAGGUUUAUGGAGAGUAUGCAGCAUCGGACAGUGAUGUUCUAGAACUAAAUGACAAGGUUCGAGAUUUAGAAUCACAAAUCAGCCAUCUUGAAGUUGAUAAAAAUAUGAUCGAAGAUACAAAGGCACAGCUGAAAAAUGAGAAUCGACAACUUCAUAAACGAAUUGUUUACCUUGAGGACCAGCUGCGUGAGAUGGAGAGAAGACAAACAGAAUAUCUGGAGAAAGAAGAUAAGAGAUCUCAGGAGAAAUUGGCAAAGCAGCACAAGCAUUUACAUGAAGAAAUCGAAGCAUUGCAAACCAAAGUGUCAGUACUAGAAAAAGAAAAUGAAGAUUUCUCGGAAGAAGUGCCUAAACUUAAAAGUCAAAUUGAAACGUUAAAGCAGGACCGGGAUAAACUUGAAAGGGAUCUCCGAGAAGUUGAUAAUAAUUGGUUAGCGCUGUCGUCUGAAUACCAAAGGAAACAGGACGAGCAUAGAAUAGAGAAGGAGGAAUUGGAAGAAGAAAUACAUUCCCAUGCAACAAUAAUGGAUGAGAUGGCUAAGGAAUUGGAGCAGUUACGGAGUGAGGGCCAGUCAGAAAUAGCCAGGCAUGCCAGUCUGAUGCGCAGCCCUAGUAUACAAGACCUUCCAAGUAGAUUCAGUGAGCUGCAGCUUGAGGUCCAUCAAUUGAGAAAGGAGAACAAGCAGUUGAAAGAUUCCAACGAUGAGAUGAGUGCACAAAUCUUGAACAACGGUAUCCAGAUUGGAAGGAGUUUACUACAUAGAGGAACGUCAAAGUCAGAAUCGUUUGCUGCUGAGCUUGAGAAGGCUUCUAAGGAUGAGAUUAUGAAUGCUUUGAAAGAAGAAGAGCAGAUGAAUCGUGACCUGAGGGGUUACAUCGGUCAGAUACUCACCAAGAUCAUCGAGAACCAUCCAAAUCUUCUCGAGAUCAAACCACGUAGUCAGAGCGUCAGCUCGGUCAGCAGCUUCAGCUCCUACUCAUGACAUCAACCUUGAACUUUGAACUCUGAGGUGUGAACUUCAUGCAUCAUUUAGCAACCUAUGGGGUUUGACUAUUUUUGCAUCAGAGAUGUGUGAACUGUAGGUGGCGCUUUCUCACCGCGUUCGUGAAUUUGUACUGAUGAGGACUGAUGUACUUCGCUUCAAGCUCUGUACUUGUCUCCUGACCUCGACGUGACGGUGCCUCCGUUUUUGCCUCCAGAUAGAUGUUGCUUUUAUGUGUACCUCCGCUUGUACUAAACUCUUCGCUGUGGAUUUAAAGUGAUGAACUCUCAUGCUCGGACCUGUAGAGGGCAGCAUUUCAUGAUGUCAUCAAGAAGGAGCACAGUGCUGUCAAUGCACACACUUCCGUUAAGAAGCUCAAAACAAAUUGCGUACUAUCAUUGUGUUUGACAUUCAAGCAAAGAGUCCACAUAGUACUAUAAUUGCAUCGAUUCCUUGCCUGCAUUCUUAGUACUUACUUUCGCAUGAGGAAAGAAGACUUAAUUUCAAGGUUGCUUGAAUAGAAUUCAUGAGCAUCUUAUCACUAGGCGCUCACUCUGUCUCGACUGAAGAUUGCAUACAGCGCGAGACACAUUGAUUUGCACUUUGCUUAAACCACUGUUCAAUACUUACAUUAAGUUUCUUACAUAAAGUGGUUUUCAGCAACUUCUGAAGCUAUGUGCAAUGAAUAUAAGUCAAGACGAUUCAUACAUUGGGAUAUUUUUAACGGCUUUAAGGUUGUUGAGUAACUUUCGCAAAAUUUUACCAAUCGACUGUUGCAUGAUCAUCAUUAUUUUGAUGAUUGUCAGCCUUUUUUAAAAUACAAAAUACAAUCUCUUUUUAUUAAAAGAGAAACCAAAAAAUUGUCUUCAGUUUGCAGUGCCAUACUCGCUACAGGGAAAUUCUGAUUAUUUGAUAGUACAUAUUAUUUUUUAUUACAAGUGUAUUGCUGUGCCGUUAAUCUUUCCUUUUAUAUUAAGGAUGCAAAUGUGUUGUUUGCAUUUUUAUUCUUUUUUUGGUACUUGGAUAUUUCAUGAAACACUUAGGUACAUCACCAUUUUCAAAAUAAGUCAUAUGAUGUUUCAUAUUUAUGGAGUCUGGACAGUACUUAGUACAGAAGAGGAUAGAUUGUAAAGGCCAACGCACACCUUACGACUGUUCGCGAUCCGAUUUUGGAACAAAUCGCAUUUUGCGCAUUUUCUGAAAAUGUGAAUGGAA
Messenger RNA from Lytechinus variegatus (green sea urchin), 3811 nucleotides. RefSeq names its product rab11 family-interacting protein 3-like. Gene Ontology annotation, cellular component: midbody; endocytic vesicle; recycling endosome membrane. Gene Ontology annotation, biological process: regulation of cytokinesis; endocytic recycling. NCBI's taxonomy places the organism in Eukaryota, Metazoa, Echinodermata, Echinoidea, Temnopleuroida, Toxopneustidae. Bases 866 to 2596 code for a protein of 576 amino acids. The record is from RefSeq and is a predicted model, not a curated record. The transcript has 15 exons.